Messenger RNA from Triticum dicoccoides, 936 nucleotides. RefSeq names its product DNA-directed RNA polymerase I subunit RPA12-like. Gene Ontology annotation, biological process: DNA-templated transcription; termination of RNA polymerase I transcription. Gene Ontology annotation, molecular function: nucleic acid binding; zinc ion binding. Lineage: Eukaryota; Viridiplantae; Streptophyta; Magnoliopsida; Poales; Poaceae. The record is from RefSeq and is a predicted model, not a curated record. Gene Ontology annotation, cellular component: RNA polymerase I complex. Bases 92 to 469 code for a protein of 125 amino acids. The transcript is spliced from 5 exons.
GCAGACAGAGGUCCGAAGAAGAGGAAGGAAAAGGCUCUCUCCCCCUCUCUUCCCGUAUCUCCCGCACGGCGGCGCGGUGUGGCCGGCGGCGAUGGCUUUCUGGCAGGCGCGCGACUUCCUGUUCUGCGGCGUGUGCGGCACCCUCCUCGACUUCAACUCCCACCGCUACGCCUCCUGCCCUCUCUGCGGCUUCAAGCGCAAGGCCAAAGAUAUCGAAGGGAAAGAAACUCGGUACGCGGUCACCGCGGAGGAUAUUAGAAGAGAGCUAAAGAUGAAACCGUUUGUGGUUCUUGAAUCGGCGCCAAAUAUGGACAUAAUCGUGCAAAGAUCCCUGACAGAGCGAGCCUGUCCAGAAUGCAACCAUCAUGAACUCGAAUAUUACACGAAGCAGCUUCGGUCAGCGGAUGAGGGGCAGACUAUCUUCUACGAGUGCCCGGAGUGCGGCCACGCAUUCAAUGAGAACACCUAAGAAAGAAGAUUCCUACUAUCAGUGUAUGGAUAUGGCCAGAAGAAACUGCUCCUGCCAUUGGUUGACAAAUCGAUGUUCACCGAAAUUUCUCCUGCCCUGGGUUGACCAUUGAUGUUCCAGCGUUUUGGCGUCUAUUCUAAUCUUCAAUGUUACCUGGGAUAUGUGAAUGCUCGCUUUCUAUCUAACGCUUUUUUAUGGCACCUGUCUGUCUGAUGUACUCCCUCCGUCCCAAAAUUCUUGUCUUAGAUUUGUCUAUAUAUGGAUGUACCUAAUACUAAAACGUGACUUGAUACAUCCGCAUUUGGACAAAUCUAAGACAAGAAUUUUGGGACGGAGGGAGUAUUUGACUGAACGUGGCCAUAGAAAGAGCAGAAUGUCUUGUUUCUGAAGGUGGUUGGACUGAUUGCUGCCUUUUUGUAGCGCAUCGUGAUUAUUCAUGAUUAUACACGCUUUGUUGACCGGUUUUC